Messenger RNA from Anopheles moucheti, 1872 nucleotides. RefSeq names its product O-acyltransferase like protein-like. Gene Ontology annotation, molecular function: acyltransferase activity, transferring groups other than amino-acyl groups. NCBI's taxonomy places the organism in Eukaryota, Metazoa, Arthropoda, Insecta, Diptera, Culicidae. The record is from RefSeq and is a predicted model, not a curated record. The coding region runs from base 1 to 1872 and encodes 623 amino acids. The transcript has 11 exons.
AUGGUGCACAUGUUGUGGGUAUUGAUAUUAGCGGCAACCGUCGGAUGCUGUUGUGCUGCAUCGUCCAAAGCAAACGAGGUGCAAUUAAUGCAAAUCUACCAAUACGAUGAUUACGAAGAAUGUCGCCGAACGUACAGUGAUUUUGUGUACUGCAAUGCAAAGGCGCACCUUACAUCAAGUUUGGAUUCAGUGCUUUGGACAAAUAUAAAGAACUAUUCUACACAUCCACGCCAUUUUGAUCGACGUACGAUCGAAGUCGGAGCGUGUGUUCAGAAAUGUAGACCCACAUUUGAAAGUGCGAUGCACAACGUAUCAGCAGAGCUGGAAAGAUGCGUGCAGAAAAAAAUAUGGUCCCAAUAUGAGUUGAACUCCUCCAUCGAAAUCAUGCGCUGCAUACAUGGGGACGAACCAACGCUGAAAAACAGUGCCGAAAUAGGUAUUGCGCAGAUCGGUUUUCUAUGUUUUGCGAUCGGGGCGAUAAUGUUGGUGAUCCUUGCAACCGUAUCGGACACUCCACUGCAAGAUUGCACAGCGGAGAAAAAUGCUUCGUUUAACACAAAACUGAUUCAAUCCUUUUCGCUGGCUCGCAAUUUGCCGAAGCUGGUUGAAAGAGAGAACAAAGCCGACAUAAAUCUGCGCCAUCUUGACGGCAUACGUGCAAUAACGAUGUUAAUUAUUUUACUAACGCAUUCCUCGAUACCUAUGAUAAGGAUGCCGAUGAAAAAUGCCAACGACCUAGAAGCCCAAUUUGAUCAACCAUGGUUCCCCAUAGCGAUGGCCGGAAACACGUACACGGUGCAAAUAUUUUUCGUCAUCGGUGGUUUACUGCUGGCAGUUAACACACUAGAGCAGUUGAAGAAACGCGAAAAUGCUGGAUUGGCUUAUUUGCUGGAUCGAGUGAAAAUUCGACUGAUCAGAAUACUUCCACUGUAUCUCUUUGUGAUAUUGUUUCACGCAUCGUGGUACCCUCGGUCAUACGAAGGCCCGAUUGGCGAUCGCUUCCACGAUCAUUGCACAACGCACUGGUGGACCAAUGUCGUGUUUCUUAAUAAUUAUAUCAAUCCAAGCGAACCGUGCAUUCAGUUUGCAUGGUAUCUUGGAGCAGAUUUUCAACUGUAUGUACUCGGUACUGUUUUAAUGAUAUUGAUGCGGAUUCCAAAAUUGUUGAAACCUAUUGUGGUAUGUAUGACGCUUAGCGCCUUCCUUGUGCCAAUGGUCGUUAUCUACAGCUACCAUCUAGAUGCUACGGUGAUGAUGAUGUUAAGAUAUAUUCUUCAAGAAAUUCGUACAUUACCGUAUUACUUACGUGUCUAUAUUCCGUUCGAGACCAAUGCUGGCAACUAUUUCUUUGGUAUGCUCACUGGUAUUGCGUACUUCCAUUUAAAGGACAAUCCUACAGCGACCAAUAUUUUAAAGUUAAACUAUCUUUUACCGGGUAGUGCUGUGUUCUUUGUAGCAAUGAACAGUCUCACAAUGCUGCUGCCUUCCGAUCAUUUAGCCGAAGCAUCAAUUGGUCUAGCGGUUUAUGGAUCAAUGCUAAAAAGUGCCUGGGGCAUAUUUCCCUGCGUAGUACUACUUUAUCUCGCAUUUCAGAAGAGACCUUCAAUAUUAGUUGCAACGCUCCAGCAUCCAAUACUCCUAGUUGGGUCUAAAUUGAGCUACAGCAUAUAUCUAGUACAGUAUGGCAUCGUUUACGCGGUCUAUAAACACAUCACUUACCCUCUAGUGUACAAUGGUUUUACCACACUUAUUUUUACCGCAGCUAUUGUAAACAUUACCUUUUGUGUGGCAUUUACGUUACACCUGGUUAUUGAACUUCCAUUCAACUUAGCUCUUAAGCAAAUUUUGACCCAAGCAAAAUCAAAAGUGUAA